AUGUGCGUCACUGGCCUGGGGUGGGGCUACUGCUGCCAGGGAAACCGGCUGGCAGUGUGCCGGCAGGCAGUCGGCUCUCAGUGCCCCACCCUGCACCGCCUGCCCGCUCCCGGCUCCCGUACUGGGGCCUGCAGCAGGGCCGCAGCCGGCCGGAGGCGGUGGCACCUGCUUCGUGCCCGGCCCACCGGGAGCCGGGCGGGACGCUGGAGCCCUGCUCCCCUCACAGGGACACCCGGGACGAGCGUGGUUCCGCGCCCCGCUUCGGGCUGUCCCCCGCAGCGAGCUGCGUCCCCGCCGCUGUUCCCGGCACGGAGCAAGCGAGCCCUGGGCGACUUCGCGGCUGCCGCCCGCAGAGAGCCGCUCGGCGGCGCCUGGCGCUGCUGCCCGCCCUCGGAAGCCGCGGGGCCGCACGGCGCGGCCCUGCCCGGCCUGGACGGAGCGACCAUAAUACAAGAUGCAGGUGAGGAAGUAGAAGACGGGGCAGUUUACCGUGUCACCCUGAAAACAGUGCAGGUUGAGGAGGAUGCCGACGCAGCAGCAAGAGAAUCUGGGAUAGAAGAGGAGCAGAGGACCAUGUCUUCAAAACAUGCUGUCAGCCAGCUGGAGGUGACCAAGAUCCGGGCAAUUAAAGCUGGCACGCUGGAGAAGCUUGUGGAAAACCUUUUGACAUCUUUUGGAGACCAUGAUUUUGCCUACACAGACAUCUUCCUCUCAACAUACAAGUCAUUUACAUCCACUAAGAGAGUCCUGGAGCUUCUCCUUGACCGAAAGGAGAACCUGGAGACCCCAACCUUCGAGGAGACAGAGAGCAAGAACUGCUCCGAGCACAAAGCUCUGCCUAGAACGGCUGUAGCAUCAGUGUUAAGUGCCUGGCUCAGUCAGUGCUCCGAGGACUUCCGAGAGCCUCCCAACUACCCUUCUCUCCUGAAGGUUCUGGACUACCUGAACAGGAACCUGCCUGGCUCUGACACAGAGAAGAAGGCCCAGAAACUCUUGGAAAAAUUCCAGAGUGAAGGAACAGAGAACAACUGUGAUGAAUUCCUUAAUACCAGCUGCCAUGUCCUGGAGGUCCAAUAUGAAGAACUAAAAUUUUCUUCUUUCCCUGAGGCCCUUGUAGCAGAACAGCUGACCUACAUGGACUCUAAAUUGUUCCAGAAAGUUGUUUCCCAGCAUUGUUUGGGGAGCAUUUGGUCACGAAGGGACAGGGAUGAAAACAAAGAGCUGGUGCUUAGCAUCAGAGCCACCAUCACUCAAUUCAACGCCAUUUGCAAUUGCGUUGUGAGUACCAUCGUGAAGAAUAAGGACCUAAAGACACAUCAGAGAGCCAGGAUCAUGGAGAGAUGGAUCCAUAUUGCCCAUGAGUGUCGUGUGCUGAAGAAUUUUUCUGCCCUGGGGGCCAUUGUUUCGGCACUGCAAUCCUGUGCUGUCUUUCGGCUCAAGAGUUCCUGGGCACGUGUUCCAAAAAAGGCAGUGCUGCUGUUGGAGGAGCUGGCCCAUACCUUUGCAGACCGUAACAAUUACUUGGCAGCUAAGGAGCUGGUGGCAAAGGGGACAGGGCAAGUCCUGGUACCUUACCUCGGUGCUUUCCUCACUGAUCUUGUCAUGCUCGACACAGCCCUUCGAGACUCUGUGGAGGGCGGGCUGCUGAACUUCGAGAAGAGGCGCAGGGUAAGUUGGCUGCUCUGUGAUUCCUUCUGGAGCCUUCUCUUGCCAAGGGUACCUGUCUUUGCAUCUGCAAACCCAUUCAUUGUAAUGCAAGUUUGCCAGGGAAAACUGCAUCUCUGAAGUGCCCUGAGGCCCUGCC
Pogoniulus pusillus (Red-fronted tinkerbird) is the source of this 1804-nucleotide messenger RNA. RefSeq names its product ral guanine nucleotide dissociation stimulator-like 1. Gene Ontology annotation, cellular component: plasma membrane. Gene Ontology annotation, molecular function: guanyl-nucleotide exchange factor activity. Gene Ontology annotation, biological process: Ras protein signal transduction; positive regulation of GTPase activity. Bases 1 to 1785 code for a protein of 594 amino acids. The transcript is spliced from 12 exons. The record is from RefSeq and is a predicted model, not a curated record. NCBI's taxonomy places the organism in Eukaryota, Metazoa, Chordata, Aves, Piciformes, Lybiidae.